This is a messenger RNA of Liolophura sinensis, 3591 nucleotides long. Its product is annotated as fatty-acid amide hydrolase 1-like. The coding region runs from base 6 to 1778 and encodes 590 amino acids. The record is from RefSeq and is a predicted model, not a curated record. The transcript has 17 exons. NCBI's taxonomy places the organism in Eukaryota, Metazoa, Mollusca, Polyplacophora, Chitonida, Chitonidae. Gene Ontology annotation, molecular function: fatty acid amide hydrolase activity; amidase activity. Gene Ontology annotation, biological process: fatty acid catabolic process.
CAGGAAUGAAGAGUCUUGAAGAGUGGUUCAAUUCGUUGGAAUUUGAUCUGACAGAGAAUCAGAAAUAUGCUGCAGGAGGUUGCUGUGUUGUAGCAGUAAUAUUUGUGUGGAGUUUCCAUAAAAAAAGACAUCUUGACCACAAGAAGAACGAGAAGAAGAGAAAAAUCAAGGAGAAAAGAGAACAAUAUGCAGCAUCUUUUGAGCAGCUCAGGAAUUCUUUAUCUAAUCUGAGCAGUGCUGAUGAGGAUGUGACGUGCCUGUCACUCAAAGAGUUGACAACCAGACUACAGAAUGAUGAGCUUAAGCCUAUUCAAGUCCUAAGAGCCUUUCAAAAAAAGGCCUUGAAGAUUACAGAGUCCUUGAACUGUAUACAGACACCAAUCUGUGAAGCAGAGGCAUGGGCACAAGCACUCUGUCUGAGAUCAGAAAAAGGCCCACUGUAUGGCAUACCUGUUAGCAUCAAAGACCACAUUCCCAUCAAGGGCUAUGACACAACAAUAGGAGGAUGUACAUCAACACUUGGAAAGCCAUAUCCUGAUGAUUCUGUAAUUAUCAAGGUUCUUAAGAAACAAGGAGCGAUUCCUUUUGUAUUCACAAAUGUGCCCCAGACUUUGUUUUGUGCUUCCUGUAUAAACCCUGUUUUUGGUCGCACAAAGAAUCCUUUUAACCCAAACUGUACAUCAGGGGGCUCUUCAGGUGGUGAGGCAGCCUUGAUCGCGACCAAAGGGUCUGUAUUAGGCUUCGGGACAGACAUAGGUGGCAGUAUUCGUAUACCGUCAGCUUUUUGUGGCAUCUGUGGAUUAAAGCCAACUGCAGGUCGAUUGAGUGUGAAAGGGUUUCCAUCAUUUUAUAGUGGUGAAACUGCAAUUGAAAAUACACUUGGUCCAAUGGCCCGAGAUGUAGAGACCUUGGCCUUAACUAUGAAGGCUUUGUUGGUUCCGUACCAUUGGGAACUGGAUCCGACCAUUGCUCCUUUGCCUUUCCAAGACCAGGUUUAUCAGGGCAUGAGACCAUUAAAAAUUGGUAUACUUCAUGACAAUAAGAUAUAUCCAGCCAUACCAGCUUGUAUCAGAGGUGUAGAUUUGGCAGCAGAGGCUCUGCAGAAACUUGGUCACACGGUCAUACCUUAUGAAUUUCCAGAUGUGGACACGUUGUAUUACCUUAUGACGAGAGGAUAUUUUGGUGACGAAGGAAGGACUUUCCUGGAGCUUUUGGAUGGAGAUGAAGCAAUUAGUCCACUUCGACCAGCACAGUUAAUUUUGUCCCUUCCACGAUUGGUCAGGCGAAUAGUAAUUGGUCUUGUAAAACUAAUGAUGAGUGAAGAUGAUCAAAAAACAUUACCCCCAGAUGGCAUAUUGGGAUUUUCGUCAGUGUAUGAAUGGUGGGAAUUUGUGGCAAAGUCUAAGGCAUAUCGUCACCUUGUUAUUGAUGAUUGGAGAAAGCUUGGAAUUGAUGCCCUCAUCUGCCCUGUUGCAGCUUGUGUGGCUCUGCCAGAUAAAUUGACUGAGAAAGCUGGAUAUGCUUUCAGUUAUAGUUCAAUGUUUAAUGUCCUGAACUUCCCCGUGGGUAUUGUACCUGUUACCAAGGUUACUCAAGAAGAUCAGCAAAGAAUGAGUGAAUAUCCUGCCAAAGGCUCAAUGCAAAAUUUACUGAAGCAGCAUUUCAUGGACGGAGGUAUAGGUCUGCCUGUUGCUGUCCAGUGUGUUGGUCUUCCAUUUCAAGAGGAACUUGUUCUUCGUGUGCAGAAGGACAUCCAAAAUAGACUGAAGGCAUGGUAGCCCUCAGGAUCUAAGCACCAAGUUCGAAAAGCAUUUUCUUAGGUUUUGCUCAAAUUGCCCCAGGUCUGUAGCUUUCCCUAAACAUAUAUUAAAGGAUAGUUACUACAUAUGGUAUUCUUUCAGGGACCUGUAAUAAUAAUAAUACAUAUCUUUGGGUAAGAUGAAAAACAUUCUGUAGCUAGUUUGUAUUUAGUGUAUAGUAGUGCUGUGUUCGUGAUUAAAUGGAGUAUUUUGAUAUGCAUUCUUGUCAUUAUUAAGGAUUUAGUGAAUUGCAAAACCUUUACAUAUUGUUAUAAGUAAUAUGUACUACUUUUUAUAAUACAGUAUUAGUUUUAGUCAUUAACAGUUAUCAUUGAUGCCAUUCUUGGAUUAGUAUUGAUAUUAAUACCUUAGUUUCAUUUGAUUUGAUUCUCAUUGUUGAUGAAGUCUCAUACAUCUACUGUAAUUCUUCAACGUUUUUGCAAGAUGUUUAUUUAAGAAUACUCUAAAGGCAUUAGUCUGUGAAGACUGAUAAAAUUACACUUUUUGUGAACCCCUGAAAUUGGCCAAAACCAAAAAUGUUUCGAAAGUCAACUUAAAAAUGUGCAGAAAUUGUACUGAAUGUUGUUCUUUCAUAUGGGAAAAGGUUGAGGAAUUAGGUAUAUAAUUUUUCCCUAAUAGCAGAUGUAAUGUCUAUAACAGGAUUGAAAUUAGAUAAAUGUAAAUCAGUGUUGAAUGUUCCCAUGGCAUGAGUGAAGGAUGGUAUUGGAUUUAAUAUGACUGUAUAUUGUAGAGCAACAGGGAAUCUUUAAGAAUGUCCUUCUUCGAUUGUUUCUUGGUGGCAAGAAGUGGUUGGUAUUCCUAUAUAAGUAAAAUAUAACUCUGUUACAUUAUGUGGUUUUUGCGGUUGUCAUGGUAACCAGAUAGCCAUUUUCCUUAUAUAUACUAUAUAAAUAGAUAUGAGUUUGUGUCUGGGCUAUAAUUCCAACAGUUUUCAACAUAGUUUUCAUUUUUGGUGGAUAAAUACAUGUAGAGACACAGAUGACGAUGUGUUGAGACUCACAUUUGUCCAUUUUCGCGGUUGUCAUGGUAACCAGAUAGCCAUUUUCCUUGUAUACACCAUAUAAAUAGAUUCGAUUUCGUGUACGCGUUACAACUCCAACAGUUUUCCAGCCAGAGUUUUAAUUUUUGGUGGACAUGUUGUGUUCACCUGAACUCUUUUUAUUCUGUUGAAUUUAUAGACAGUAUAUGCUAUAGACACAAAAGAAUGUGUAGUUGCGAGAGAUUCGUUUAUAUUAUUUUUUCUGAAAAAAUAUACAUUUUUUAAGCGUCUUCUGACCGUUGAUUUUUAUCUUCAUUUAUUUUAUCUUAUCAUUUUAACAUUAGAGAAUCUUUACAUUUCCAUGAAAGCUGUUCGUAUAAUUCAAAUUUCACACUAUGUUGUACCCAAACCCACGGGAGGGAGUGAGUGCGUGCUUGGGGUUUAACGUCGUACUUAACAAUUUUUCAGUCAUAUGACGACGAAGGAAUACGAAGGCUACCGCGAAAUUCGAAAAAUUUCUCAUUAGAAAAAAAUCAUAAUGUCCACCGUCUGAAAGGCAGUUAACAAUAUGAACAGCACUUUAUCAUAAUAAAGCACUAUUUAUUAUAUAUCAUUUCAUUAUGAUGAAGUGCCGUUCCCGGAUAAAAACUGGAGGUUCAACAUCCCAUAGUUAUUACAUAUAAGCAUUCCCCGGUUUUCCCCCCGACGUGAUGCUGGGCGCCGCCGUAUUAUACAAGUGAAAUAUUCUGGAGUACCGCCUAAAACACCAAUCAAGCAUAAAUAAAUAGGCAC